Molecule: messenger RNA, 1224 nt
Organism: Dictyostelium discoideum AX4
Lineage: Eukaryota; Evosea; Eumycetozoa; Dictyosteliales; Dictyosteliaceae
Gene: fscJ
Product: G-protein-coupled receptor family protein
Exons: 2
Coding region: 1-1224 (407 amino acids)
Cellular component (GO): membrane
Source: RefSeq, a predicted model, not a curated record
AUGAAAUUUUUAUUUUCUGUAAUUUUGGUAAUAAUUUCCUUUUUAGGAAUUUCAAAAAUUGUAAAUGGUCAAAUUGCAUGUCCAAGUCCAUUUUUAUAUAGAGCUACCAAUGAUACAGUUGGAGAUUAUGAUUUAGGUUAUCAAUAUAUUAAUAUUGGUAAGCCACUUCCACCUCAACUUUCAUUCCUUAAUAACUGUUUAAUGCCAUGCCAAUCAUCAUUUUUUGAACAAGAUAGUUGGAAUUCAUUCAAUAAAUUAGUGAAACAAAUGGGUGCCGUUGCAUUUACAUGUAGUGCCAUUAUAAUGAUUAUCUAUGGUCCAUUGAUGAAUAGAAGUUUCUUUAAAUUUGAUAGACAUACUAUUACAGUUUUCUGCUUUGCCUUAUCAACUUUCUUUAUUGGUGUUUCCGAUCUUAUGUUUGCAACGAAUGAUGUUGACAUGGUUUGCCCAGAAAGUCAUCGUUAUGCCAGACAAACUGAUAAAACAUGUGCUACCAAUGGUGUUUUAUUCCAAUUUGGUUGGUUAGGUUCUGUUAUGUGGUUUGCUUUCCUUUCCAUUGAUGGUUUCUUUAGAGCUUCAGGCAAAAAAAUGAAUAAAAUUGCAUUUGCAAUUGUUUUGGCUUCAAUUUGGAUCUUAAACAUCGUCCUUUCAUUUGCUCCAAUGGGUGGUGACCAAUAUGGUGCUUAUUUCGUAGGUCAAGUUAAUUGUUGGAUUUUAGUUAAAAAUUGGCAAUAUGCUUUCUUUUGGGCUGAAUUAAUUGUUUCAUUAGCAAUUGGUUUCGUUGGUAUUUGUUUAACAAUUUAUAGUUUAAUUAGAAAAACUAGUGAUGGAAAUACAUUAAAACAUGUUACACCAUUAAUUUUAGUAUUCUUAUUAUUCUGUCAAUAUCUUUAUAUGAUUAUCUUUUAUGGUAUCAUUAAUGAAAAGAAAGAUCAUUAUCAAAAUAUUCUUGCAGAACAAGUUGGAUGUAUUUUUAAUAAUGCACUUGCAAAAAUGAAAGUACCGGGAAUUGUUUACGCAGGUGAAUGUACUUUUAAUGAAACUAUAACUUUCUCUUCUCAAUAUGCCUUUUUAUUCUUUGUUAGAUUACUCGGAAUUGAAAUUUUCGCAUUUUAUUUAUUCUCAAAAGAAACAUUAUUACUCAUUAAAUCAUCAUACAUUGCAACUAUGUUUGGAUUAGGUGAUAAAGAUGCAUAUGAUGUUGAAUUAGAAGAAACUGAUUAA